ACGCGCUUCUCCCGGUUCUCUCGUUGUUCUCUGCGUAAACAGAGUUAAUUCCUCAUUUAAACUCUUUAUUUCCUCUCUAAAGUCAUAAAUGGAGGGCCAGGAGGACUCUAGUAAGUUCUUCACCGUCUUUGAAGGCUCUUCUCCGGAGGAUAUCUCCCACGCCAAACAUUUCUGGAGCUCCCAGUCCCUCCAGCCUCCUCUGGAGUCCCGCCUGGUCUCCGCUGAUAUCCGGCAGAGGCUGCCCGUGUCCCGGCCGAGGGUUAGCAGCACCGCCGGGCCCAGACUACCGUCCUCGGAGCCCCCGCUGAGCGUCCAGGCUCUCCGGCAACGGCAGGAGGAGAGGAGGAGGUAUGAAGCCAUGGCGGACCAGAGGAAGGAGAUCCUGGCUCUGCUGAGGAGGCAGAGGGAGCUGAGGAUCCAGAAGGAGCUGGUCUCUGAGGGGUUUAAGCCGAAGACCAAAAAGGACCGAGAAAAACCGGAUCAGCUGGAAAACUCUGACUGUGACCUGGACAAGGAGCUGGUGAAACAGCUGAAAUAGAGACCUCUAAAUAUUGAUGUUUAUUUAAAUAGACUUCAUGGCUUUAAAGCUGUUCAAUGAAAGAAUCCUGGCCAAAAUAAGACCAAUAAUAGUCUAUUACUGCUGAAACUAAGAAAAUAAAU
Messenger RNA from Cheilinus undulatus (humphead wrasse), 660 nucleotides. It is a transcript of the gene hoatz, whose product is annotated as HOATZ cilia and flagella associated protein. The record is from RefSeq and is a predicted model, not a curated record. Gene Ontology annotation, biological process: cilium assembly. NCBI's taxonomy places the organism in Eukaryota, Metazoa, Chordata, Actinopteri, Labriformes, Labridae. The transcript has a single exon. The coding region runs from base 89 to 538 and encodes 149 amino acids.